Molecule: messenger RNA, 2630 nt
Organism: Gorilla gorilla gorilla (western lowland gorilla)
Lineage: Eukaryota; Metazoa; Chordata; Mammalia; Primates; Hominidae
Gene: MLKL
Product: mixed lineage kinase domain like pseudokinase
Exons: 12
Coding region: 566-1981 (471 amino acids)
Biological process (GO): protein phosphorylation; necroptotic signaling pathway; cell surface receptor signaling pathway
Molecular function (GO): ATP binding; protein kinase activity
Source: RefSeq, a predicted model, not a curated record
GCCCGCCAAUAUUAUCCAGCACAGAGAAGCAAACACCAGAAGCUCCUCUCCAACUUUCAGUUUUUCUCUAAACUUCCAGUCCUUCUCAUACUGUGUCCUGGUUAUAAUGGUUGCUGGGACCUUAUUCUAUUCUGAAUCCCCAGCCCCCAAAGAAGGCUUGGCAGUGACGUGUACAGCGUAGUUACCGAGUGACUUUGGGGAAGGCAGGAAGAGUGUGGAAAGGACAGGAGCAAGGAAGGGAGGGGCCGUGGCUCCGAGCUGCCUAGAAAGCGGCUCCAGGGAGCCAGGGCACCGUGAGCCUGGUGGUUGGCAGCUGGAGCCACGUCGGAGGGGGAAGUGUCGCAGCAUUCUCUGCAGGCAUCACAGACCUGAGGCAGUGGCCUCCGGAGGGCACAGGACAGAAACAGCCGUCCAAGUGGCUGAGUGGAGGGACCCUGCUCAAGUGCAGCUGCAGUGGCCGGGGUUUCCCUCAGGAGGCGGUCGUGGGAAAGAAGGUGGAAGAGCGAGCUUUUUGGAACUGUGCACGGGACAGAUUGGACGCACACCCCUCGGGAGGCGUGACGGCAUGGAAAAUUUGAAGCAUAUUAUCACCCUUGGCCAGGUCAUCCACAAACGGUGUGAAGAGAUGAAAUACUGCAAGAAACAGUGCCGGCGCCUGGGCCACCGCGUCCUCGGCCUGAUCAAGCCUCUGGAGAUGCUCCAGGACCAAGGAAAGAGGAGCGUGCCCUCUGAGAAGUUAAGCACAGCCAUGAACCGCUUCAAGGCUGCCCUGGAGGAGGCUAAUGGGGAGAUAGAAAAGUUCAGCAAUAGAUCCAAUAUCUGCAGGUUUCUAACAGCAAGCCAGGACAAAAUACUCUUCAAGGACGUGAACAGGAAGCUGAGUGAUGUCUGGAAGGAGCUCUCGCUGUUACUUCAGGUUGAGCAACGCAUGCCUGUUUCACCCGUAAGCCAAGGAGCGUCCUGGGCACAGGAAGAUCAGCAGGAUGCAGACGAAGACAGGCGAGCCUUCCAGAUGCUAAGAAGAGAUAAUGAAAAAAUAGAAGCUUCAUUGAGACGAUUAGAAAUCAACAUGAAAGAAAUCAAGGAAACUUUGAGGCAGUAUUUACCACCAAAAUGCAUGCGGGAGAUCCCGCAAGAGCAAAUCAAGGAGAUCAAGAAGGAGCAGCUUUCAGGAUCCCCGUGGAUUCUGCUAAGGGAAAAUGAAGUCAGCACACUUUAUAAAGGAGAAUACCACAGAGCUCCAGUGGCCAUAAAAGUAUUCAAAAAACUCCAGGCUGGCAGCAUUACAAUAGUGAGGCAGACUUUCAAUAAUGAGAUCAAAACCAUGAAGAAAUUCGAAUCUCCCAACAUCCUGCGUAUAUUUGGGAUUUGCAUUGAUGAAACAGUGACUCCGCCUCAAUUCUCCAUUGUCAUGGAGUACUGUGAACUCGGGACCCUGAGGGAGCUGUUGGAUAGGGAAAAAGACCUCACACUUGGCAAGCGCAUGGUCCUAGUCCUGGGGGCAGCCCGAGGCCUGUACCGGCUACACCAUUCAGAAGCACCUGAACUCCACGGAAAAAUCAGAAGCUCAAACUUCCUGGUAACUCAAGGCUACCAAGUGAAGCUUGCAGGAUUUGAGUUGAGGAAAACACAGACUUCCAUGAGUUUGGGAACUACGAGAGAAAAGACGGACAAAGUCAAAUCUACAGCAUAUCUCUCACCUCAGGAACUGGAAGAUGUAUUUUAUCUAUAUGAUGUAAAGUCUGAAAUAUACAGCUUUGGAAUCGUCCUCUGGGAAAUCGCCACUGGAGAUAUCCCGUUUAAAGGCUGUAAUUCUAAGAAGAUCUGCAAGCUGGUGUCUGUGAAGCAGCAGCAGGAGCCGCUGGGUGAAGACUGCCCUUCAGAGCUGCGGGAGAUCAUUGAUCAGUGCCGGGCCCAUGAUCCCUCUUUGCGGCCCUCCGUGGAUGAAAUCUUAAAGAAACUCUCCACCUUUUCUAAGUAGUGUAUCAAAAUCUAAACCAAGGAGUCUCUGGACAAGAAGCUGGGAGAGGCACAAACUGGACAUCUCUCUCUCUCAUAUCCUUCGGCAUUGGGUUAUCUAUGGGUGCAAGGAGUGGGCACACUUCUCUGUUACAAAUAGAAAACUAUUCCAGUCAUACAGGACACAUCCCACUCCAAAUGAUAUUUCCAAAAACAUACCUCUGACAGUAACUUUGAUAGAUGGUUUGUCAAAUGUAUCUUUCUGGGUAUCCGCACCUCUUGGCAAUGAAAUUUGCAGCUCCUCCCUUCCAUAAAUGAAGUCUUUUUCCCCACCAUUUGAAUCUAGGCUGGCACUGUGACUUGAUUUGAUCAAUAGAAUGUGGAAGAAGUGACUGUGUGCCAGUUCCAAGCCUAGGUUUCAAGAGGCCUUAUAAAUGUCCGUUGGAACCUUACCCAGCCAUGAACAUGUUGAGUGAGCAUGCUGGAGAAUGAGAGACCACAUGAAGCAGCAACAUGCUUUCCUAGCUGAAGUCAUACUAGACCAACCAACAUGACAACUAACACAUGAAUGAGGCCAAUCAAGACCAGAAGAACCACUCAAGCAGAGCCCAGCCCAAAUUGCCCAUUCACACAAUCAGGAGCUAAAUAAAUUACUGUUGUCUUAACACUAA